Synchiropus splendidus (mandarinfish) is the source of this 3352-nucleotide messenger RNA. RefSeq names its product 3-hydroxy-3-methylglutaryl-coenzyme A reductase-like. Bases 154 to 2730 code for a protein of 858 amino acids. Gene Ontology annotation, cellular component: endoplasmic reticulum membrane; peroxisomal membrane. Lineage: Eukaryota; Metazoa; Chordata; Actinopteri; Syngnathiformes; Callionymidae. Gene Ontology annotation, biological process: sterol biosynthetic process; isoprenoid biosynthetic process; coenzyme A metabolic process. The record is from RefSeq and is a predicted model, not a curated record. The transcript is spliced from 20 exons. Gene Ontology annotation, molecular function: hydroxymethylglutaryl-CoA reductase (NADPH) activity; NADP binding; protein binding.
CUUCAUGACAGCUCAGGCGUUGGUCGGUCAUCACUUCCGGUACGCCAUUGUUCGUCGUAAUAAAUCAAUAACGAGCUUGUGGACGGAACAUCUUGAAGAUGCCCGCCUGACCGAACAGCCACCAAUAUCUGGGACUGAAGAGAACCAGAGAAGAUGUUGUCCCGGCUGUUCCGGCAGCACGGUCUGCUGGUGGCCGCCCACCCCUGGGAGGUAAUAAUAGGCACGCUGGCCUUGACUGUCUGCCUCGUAUCCAUGAACAGUCUGACCUCCAGCAGUCAGGUGUGCAGCUGGAAUGACUGUCCCAAAGUGGAGGAGGUGAAAACCCACAGCAGUGACGUCAUCAUCCUCACCAUCACUCGCUGCGUUGCCAUUGUUUACAUCUACUUCCAGUUCAAGAACCUUCGACAGCUGGGCUCCAAGUACAUCUUGGGCAUCGCGGGCUUGUUCGCUUUGUUUUCCAGUUUUGUGUUCAGCACCGUCGUCAUCCACUUCUUCGGGAGAGAGCUGACUGGCCUCAAUGAGGCGCUGCCGUUCUUCCUCCUGCUCAUCGACCUGUCGAAGGCCUGCACGCUGGCCAAGUUCGCCCUCAGCUCCAACUCUCAGGAGGAGGUGAGGGAGAACAUCUCAAAGGGAAUGGCCAUCCUGGGUCCCACCUUCACCCUGGACGCCCUGGUGGAGUGUCUGGUCAUCGGGAUCGGUACCAUGUCAGGUGUUCCUCAGCUGGAGAUCAUGUGCUGCUUCAGCUGCAUGUCAGUGUUGGCCAACUACUUCGUCUUCAUGACCUUCUUCCCAGCCUGUGUGUCACUAGUCCUGGAGCUCUCCAGGGAGAGCCGGGAAGGUCGACCCAUCUGGCAGCUGAGCCACUUUGCCCGAGUGCUGGAGGAGGAAGAGGACAACAAGCCCAACCCUGUGACCCAGAGAGUCAAGAUGAUCAUGUCUCUCGGCCUGGCGCUGGUCCACGCUCACGCCCGACUUGCCGCUGAGUAUCCGGGUCAGAACCGGACAGUGGAUGGACCCAUGGAGCCGAGGCUGGAGUCAGGUGGAGCCAAGUGGCCUCUGCAGCUCAACAGCAUGGACCUGGAGCAGCUCAUCACUCUGGCCCUGGCUCUGCUGCUCGCCGUCAAGUACGUCUUCUUCGAGCAGGCGGAGACGGAGACGUCUCUGUCCAUCAAGAGUCCCAUCAUAAGCUCGUCUCCGGCGCUGAAGCUGCGAGGGUCCGACAGCUGCUGCGGCUGGGGUGAGGCCUCAGCCCUGAAGUCUCCAAGCCCCGCUGCCUCCAGCAGCAGACCCUCAGCUGCACACACGGAGCUCCCAGAAGACAUAACUCCUCCUCCGUCCACACGAGUCGGGGAGGACGCCGCCAGCGUUGAGUGUCCAGCAGCGAGUCAGAGCUCAGAGCCGAGGAGUUUGCAGGAGUGUGUCAAGAUCCUCGCCGACCCGCAGCGAGGAGCCGCCAGCCUCAGCGACGUCGAGGUGAUGAAUCUGGUGGAGUCCCGGAACAUCCUCAACUACAAGCUGGAGUCGGUUCUGGAGAGUCCAGAGCGAGGCGUCGCCAUCCGGAGGAGUCUGCUGUCCCCGAAGCUACCGGUGGCCUCGGCUCUGGAUUCUCUGCCGUACAGAAACUACGACUACGCCAAGGUGAUGGGGACGUGCUGCGAGAACGUCAUCGGGUUCAUGCCGGUGCCGGUCGGAGUGGCUGGACCACUGCUCCUGGAGGACCAGCAGUUUUAUGUUCCCAUGGCGACGACGGAGGGCUGCCUGGUGGCCAGCACCAACCGUGGCUGCAGGGCACUUUCCAUGAGUGGGGGGUGUCGCAGCAGGAUCCUUGCCGACAGCAUGACCCGGGGCCCGUUGGUCCGGCUGCCCUCAGCGUGCCGCGCUGCAGAGGUCAAAGUGUGGCUGGAGAGCUGUGAGGGCUUCCAGACGAUCAAGGAGUCCUUCGACAGCACCAGCAGGUUUGCCCGCCUGGAGAAGCUGCUGGUCACUCUGGCCGGACGGAACCUUUACAUCCGCUUCCACUGUCAGACCGGAGACGCCAUGGGCAUGAACAUGAUCUCCAAGGGCAGCGAGCAGGCUCUGCAGCGACUGCAGGUCCAGUUCCCGGACCUCCAGGUUCUCUCCCUCAGCGGGAACUUCUGCACCGACAAGAAGGCGGCUGCCGUCAACUGGAUCCUGGGCCGCGGGAAGUCUGUGGUCAGCGAGGCCACGGUGCCCGGGAGGGUGGUCCGAGAGGUGCUCAAGAGCACGACGGCAGCAAUGGUGGAGCUCAACAUCAACAAGAACCUGGUCGGUUCUGCCGUGGCGGGCAGCGUCGGGGGCUUCAAUGCUCAUGCCGCUAACGUGGUCGCUGCCAUCUUCAUCGCCUGCGGACAAGACCCGGCCCAGACAGUGGGGAGUUCUAACUGCAUCACUCAGAUGGAGGCCACCGGUCCGGACGGGGACGACCUCCACAUCAGCUGCACCAUGCCGUCGAUCGAGCUGGGAACCGUGGGGGGAGGGACCAACCUGCCACCGCAGCAGUCCUGCCUGCAGAUGCUGGGGGUCCAAGGGUCCACCACACAGGGCCCUGGAGAAAACGCCCGGCAGCUGGCCCAAAUUGUCUGUGCGACGGUCCUGGCCGGCGAGCUCUCGCUGAUGGCUGCGCUCGCCGCCGGACACCUCGUGAAGAGUCACCUGACCCACAACAGGUCCAAAACUAGCUUGACAUUGACGUCGGAGCAUACCACGUGACAGGACGACCCGGAAGAGAGUGCGGCGUCCUUGCAAGUGGCGCCAGACAUUAUUUAUUUGUGCCAACUUAUCGUCCGACCUCGGCCGGGAACCCGCACCUGCACUGUGGCCUGAACACUCGGACUCACAUCUUUCUCUGUUGCCUAACUUGCACUCGCGAAUGUUAGCUGUUGUGGCUAGCGUCGUCAGUGUUGCACCUUCCAAUCGACUUCACGUUGCCAUGGAAACGUCAGACUGGAGGUGGUGGUGUUGAUGAAUAAAACCAAAGGUACAUUUUGGGAGGGUAAAUUACCGUCUGUUAGCGCACAAGCUAACAGUCGCUCAGCAACGCUUGUUUUUGCACAACUGUUGAACUCACUGAAGUCUUUUUGUCUGCAAUGUUUUUGUUGUUUUUAACGUUCUGUUUUAGUCCGUCUGACUGCCGAGGGGUUUCCAUGGUAACAAGUGGAGUCGCCGUUGUCAGGACGCUUCGGCCACUUGUGAGCUGGACUGGUGCGCUAGAAUAACCAAUUCUACAUUCUUGUGUUUAAUACAAGACGACGACAUGCAUCUUCUGUCUUUUGUUGCUCAUCAAUCCACCGUCACACGUUUGCUAUCAACAAACUUUAUUUACAAUUUCUGA